UGUCUUUUAACUUUCUUCAGCCUCUUCGACACAUCCAGCUGCAGCAGGUACUUUUUUUUACACCUGAGCAGUGUGGAAGCAGCCAUGUGGACCAGAGGGAGCACAUCUUCACUCAUCGGCCUGCUGCUGCUCACAGCUCUUUGGGAAAUCAGAUCAGUGAAUGCUGAUGCUGCAUCUGAUGACUUCAAAACCAAUAUCACACUGUUCACGCGCAUCUUGGACAGACUACUGGAUGGGUAUGACAAUCGUCUGCGGCCUGGUCUCGGAGACAGGGUAACUCAGGUGAAGACAAACAUCUUCGUCACCAGCUUUGGACCAGUUUCAGACACAGACAUGGAGUACACCAUUGAUGUUUUCUUCCGGCAAAGCUGGAAAGACGAGAGAUUGAUAUUUCAUGGUCCAAUGAACAUUUUGCCCUUGAACAACCUCAUGGCGAGUAAAAUCUGGACUCCAGACACCUUCUUCCACAACGGAAAAAAGUCUGUGGCUCAUAACAUGACCAUGCCCAAUAAACUGUUAAGGAUCAAAGAUGAUGGGACACUGCUGUAUACCAUGAGGUUAACAGUGCAUGCAGAGUGCCCAAUGCAUCUGGAGGAUUUCCCCAUGGACUUUCAUUCCUGUCCACUAAAAUUUGGCAGCUACGCCUACACCAUCUCUGAAGUGACUUAUGAUUGGACUCUAAAUGCCUCGGACUCUGUGGUCGUGGAAAAGGAGAGCUCUCGUCUGAACCAGUAUGAUCUGCUUGGUCAAUCUGUUGGACAGGAAACCAUUAAAUCCAGUACAGGUGAAUACACGGUGAUGACGGCUCACUUCCAUCUGAAGAGGAAGAUCGGCUACUUUGUCAUUCAGACGUACCUGCCAUGCAUCAUGACAGUCAUCCUCUCCCAGGUGUCGUUCUGGUUGAACAGAGAGUCUGUGCCGGCCAGGACUGUGUUCGGUGUGACCACCGUUCUCACAAUGACAACCCUGAGCAUUAGUGCACGGAACUCCCUGCCUAAGGUUGCCUAUGCCACGGCCAUGGACUGGUUCAUUGCUGUCUGCUACGCCUUUGUGUUCUCCGCUUUGAUUGAGUUUGCCACUGUCAAUUACUUCACGAAGCGCGGCUGGGCCUGGGAUGGGAAGAGUGUCGUAAGUGAGAAGAAAAAAGAAAGAGCGUCGAUGGUGAAGAAGAAUAAUGCCUAUGCUGUGGCUGUGGCCAACUAUGCCCCUAGUAUCAACAAGGACUCCGGCACACUUCCAACCAUCGCCAAAAGCGGUGCUGCAGAUCCCAGCAAGCCCAAAGCAGAUGGGAAAGCCCAGGAGAGCAAGAAGACAUUCAACAGUGUGAGCAAAAUUGACCGGAUGUCACGGAUUAUGUUUCCAGUCCUCUUUGGCUCAUUCAACCUUGUCUACUGGGCCACCUACCUGAACAGAGAACCCAAUAUAAAGGAUUUGGUCCCAUCCAAUUAGAAACCCUGUUCUGACUGUUUCUUGGUCUGGGGAAGAGAUAAACCAAAUACCUCCAGCAACUGUGUACACAUACUUUUACAGUCCUGGACUGCAGUGUGAUCCUCUAUUUCCACCUGUUUUCUACACCAUCUGCAGCACUUUUGAAAAGCCUGGCUUUUGUAAAUGUGUACAUGUACUGUAUAUUUAUAUUUAAAGAUUCGUGGUAACAUAUUGUGCGGUUUAUUCAAGUACAUAUUUCCUUGAAAGUACAGUAUGUUUCCAGUUGCAUUUUGUGGCCACUGUAAAUACAACUUUAAUCAAGUGUAGACACAUAAACAUUAUCACAUGUAUUUUAUUUAGGAUUACUUCUGUGUUGAAUUAUGCCAGUAAUACCAACCUUCUAGUUAUCACAGUGUGUGUUUCUCUUUGGAUGAAAGGUACUGUUAUAUCUUUGUUUUCUCUAGUUUCUUACCAUAUAAGAGUACUCUUAUACUUAUGUAUACUCUUUUUUUUGUGUGUCAGAGUCAAUGAAAAAGCACACGUGUGUGAUAAUGUUGUGGUUUUAUACAUGUUUUCUGAUGUGUGACAGCAGAUAUGGGGCUGUAAUCAAAUGCUGCUCCCCAAAACAAUUGGAAAAGUUUUAAUUAAAAUGUUUCAGAAAAUAAAAGAUGGGCAUGAGAGGCUGUGUCAAUUUACUUGCCUCACAUGUUGCUCCCAAGUAUGAGUCUAAAUCUAUUUUAGAAAAAAAAAAAAAAAAAAAAGGC
Molecule: messenger RNA, 2192 nt
Organism: Nematolebias whitei (Rio pearlfish)
Lineage: Eukaryota; Metazoa; Chordata; Actinopteri; Cyprinodontiformes; Rivulidae
Product: gamma-aminobutyric acid receptor subunit alpha-2
Exons: 10
Coding region: 85-1449 (454 amino acids)
Biological process (GO): regulation of postsynaptic membrane potential; monoatomic ion transmembrane transport; synaptic transmission, GABAergic
Cellular component (GO): GABA-A receptor complex; synapse; neuron projection
Molecular function (GO): benzodiazepine receptor activity; GABA-gated chloride ion channel activity; transmitter-gated monoatomic ion channel activity involved in regulation of postsynaptic membrane potential
Source: RefSeq, a predicted model, not a curated record